Colossoma macropomum (tambaqui) is the source of this 1056-nucleotide messenger RNA. RefSeq names its product COMM domain containing 4 (gene commd4). Bases 81 to 680 code for a protein of 199 amino acids. The transcript is spliced from 8 exons. NCBI's taxonomy places the organism in Eukaryota, Metazoa, Chordata, Actinopteri, Characiformes, Serrasalmidae. The record is from RefSeq and is a predicted model, not a curated record.
GCGGUGUGGAGCACGGAGCAUGUCAACCAGGUUACAGAGGAAGAAGACGCAGUAGAAGACGCAUCUGCAGAACUGAUGCCAUGCGGUUCCGAUUUUGUGGAGAUUUGGACUGUCCGGACUGGGUUUUAGCUGAAAUCAGCACAUUAGCACGAAUAUCAAGCGUCAAGAUGAAACUACUGUGUGGACAGGUUAUAAAAGACCUCCUCGACGACGGCAUUGAUUAUGACAAAGUCGCAAAGCUAACCUCUGAUGCAAAAUUUGACAGUGGAGAUAUUAAGGCCAGUGUUGCAGUGCUGAGCUUUAUUCUCUCCAGUGCUGCAAAGCAUGACGUUGAUGGUGAAUCCCUGUCCAGUGAACUUCAGCAGCUAGGCUUGCCUAAAGAGCACACCACUGGGCUGUGUAAGUCCUAUGAAGACAAACAUGCAGCCCUGCAGGAGAAACUGAAGGAGAGCAGUCUGCGUUUGGGUCGUCUGGAGGCAGUAAACUGGAGGGUGGACUACACUCUGAGCUCCAGUGAACUGAAAGUAGUGAACGAGCCCACAGUCCAGCUGAAACUCCAGGCUCAACACCCAGAAUCUGGCUCCACAGAGACCACCGUAGUGUCUGUCAAUGCAGAUAAGUUCAGAGUGUUACUAACAGAACUCAAACAAGCUCAAGCUAUUAUGAAUGCACUGCAGUGAUUCCACCUUGUAUUACGUUUUUCCUUUGAAAACACGUACAAAUACAGUAGGUUCAGAUAGGUUAUAUGACUAAUGCAGAUUAAUAAACAUUUGUGUUUUAACGAUGUGAAUAUUGCAAGUUGUCUUGCAAAUUGUAAAAUAUCUUUAUGAACAUCAAUGUCAUGUCCUCCAUGAAGGAGCAAACAUCUUGAUGGAUGGUGGGAGAUGUUGUAUUGAAACAGAAGACAAACCUGAACUUGUCCCACUACAAGAGACUUCAAUAACUAUGAUACCCAUCAGUUUCUUCAAAAAGAUGUACUGAGUCUGUUUUUUAAAUAUUUUGUACAAUUUUGUAUAAUUUUUGUUGAUGUUAACAAAAUAAACAAUCUAACUGUGU